AUGCAAACAGUACUGCUAAUACUCUCUAUGAUUCUCUUCUCAUCUGGUAUCAAUGCACAGUUUUUCGGUGGAUGCAGUGCAGGAUUUAGUAUGAUUGGAUGUGGUGGAUAUGGCUAUGGGUUUGGUUAUGGAGGUUAUAGUCCACUUGGUGGCUUUAGUCCAUAUGGUGUAGGGAUGGGUAAUUUUGGUGUUGGUUGCUGUGGAUUCGGAGGUUUCUAUGGACGGAAGUAA
This is a messenger RNA of Thelazia callipaeda (thelaziosis nematode), 231 nucleotides long. NCBI's taxonomy places the organism in Eukaryota, Metazoa, Nematoda, Chromadorea, Rhabditida, Thelaziidae. The record is from the annotation of a GenBank genome assembly.